This is a messenger RNA of Nezara viridula (southern green stink bug), 6870 nucleotides long. NCBI's taxonomy places the organism in Eukaryota, Metazoa, Arthropoda, Insecta, Hemiptera, Pentatomidae. The record is from the annotation of a GenBank genome assembly.
UUCUAAAUAAAACAAUUUAUUAAAAAUACCAUAAUAAUCUAAUCACAUAAAAAUAACAUCUUUUUAACUAAAUAAAAAAACUUGAGCAACAAGCAGUUUCUUCAACUGGUUAAAUAAACAAAAAAAAAAAUUUAUACCACAGAAAUAUAUAACUUAUAUAUACAAUAAUAAAAUAAAGAUACAACCUAAAGAACAGGAAUUGAACAAUAUAUUGGCACAUAUGAUAAAAACUGAAAUUAGAGACAGUAAUUAAUAAACUAUUAUCACAGAUAAUUCAUAAUCCAUAUUACUUCCCUUCUUGCAAUUACUACAACUUUUUCAUUAAACAAAUAAGCUUUACCCUCACCAAAUUCUUUACUGUAUAAUCCAACUCCUGCAUUCAUAUCAAUUAUAUAGUAUUUUUUAUUACCCAGACUUGGGACAUGGAUGAAUAAGUAUUUACCACAAAUACCUUCAAAAAUUAUACUUUCUGGAAAUCUAUUUAAUGCCAGAUUAUCUGUAGUAACAGUAUGAAUCCAAUAAGUUAUGCCAGAUAUAGAGUGUAUAGCGCUGACCCUAUGGUAGCUUUGCCUUUUAACUUCCAAUAUAUAUACAUUUUCUCCAUGCACAACCAUCGAUGUUUUGCCUUCGACUCUUUUUAAUAUCCGUCGUUUAGCAGUUUGGGGAUCCCACCACUCUAUAUAUGCUUUAGGAUUUUUUUUGGCUUUACAGAGCAACGUAAAAGUUUCAUCAAAAGCAACAUCACAUAUUUGUGAUCUUGUAUGUCGUUGAUACAUUAAAUUACCGUAAUCAGUCAAUAUCUUAAUAUGACCUUUAGACCAAGCUACAACUUUAUGACGGUUGUCAUGCUUAAUGUUGGCAUUUUCAAAAACAAAUUUUUUAACAGUACCACUUUCAAGAUGAAUAACAUAAAUAUGAUCAACGCUUCUGAACCAUGCAUAAUGACCAGAAAUGAAAGAAACAAUAAAAGAACGAUCCUUUGACGUGGAUGCAUGAUUAAAACUUCUAACUUCUUGAGUUUCCUGAUAAUCGUUAUGUAGAACAAAAGUCUUGUAAUAAACAUAGUCACCUGAAGAUUUCUUGUAAACAAGAAUAACAUUUUUAUGAGACACUACAAGAUAUAAGGUAGAAACUUGAACAGAAUCAUAUUGCCCCUGUUGUGGUAGAGGAAUGUCGAGAUAUUUUACUUCUUCGAUGCCAUUUGGUGAUAAUUCUGCAAUAGCAAACAUGUGUGAUUGAUAGAAACAUAGUGUAAGUGAUCUUCCAGAGCAGACGACAUUGAACUCGGGUUCUCGAAGCACCAUCUGACUAAAUAUAAAAUUUCCAUUUUUCCAAUUAUGUAAAUGUCUCCCGUAUUUAUAUUUGAAAAGUCGGGCACAACCACACCAUGGGCCUAUAUAAAACAAAUAAAUAUAUAAGUUUAUUAAUAAAUAUUCUUAAGUUAAUUACAUCUCACUCCAAAGAUAUACCAUUCCUGAGAAAGUAAAAUAUAAAUUUAGAUGUCCAAAAAUAAAGCAAUAAUUAGUAAUUAUGAAAAGCAAAUUAAGGAAAUUUAAAAAAAGAAGUUUUAAUGAUUAAUAAGAAUUAUCAGUGGAACAGUGAAAUAAAAUUAAGUUUAAGUCAUGGUAUAUUUUCUUGAAAGAGUAUAACAGCUUUUCAAAAUGUUUUAUUAAUAUUUCAAGAAUAAACAUCUUGAUGUAAAAAAAGUAGACAUCAUAAACUAAAAAUUAGAUUUAAAGGUAGAUUCAAGUUACACUGACAGAAAUCAAGAAUAUAUAAACAGUAAGACAGUUAGUUUUGAAUAUCUUAUAUGAACAUCAGUCACAUGAAUGUUAUUAAAUAAUGUCUAAUAAAAUUAUUGAUCUACUUAUGGACUGCUAGAAAUAAAUUAUUUUGCUAACAAAGAGAAAGAAAGUAUUGAUAUUAUACCAUUAAAAAUAUAUUUCAUAAUUUAGUCACUAAAAGUUCAGGUGAACUGGGUAUUAAUUUUUAUAAUAAAAAAAAUUUAAUAAACCCAUGAUUCGAUGGACAAUAUAAUUAAUAUUAUGUUACGAACAGUAGCAUAACUAAAUCUAGAAAUGAGAACCUUAGUAGCAGCAAUGCAGGAUUAGAGGUUUAAAAAAUAGCAAGAAAUAUUUCCUUAAUUCAUUCUGAGGGGAAAAAAUAACAGUAUAGUUCAUUCUCAAAUAAUAUGCAACUUGAUACAUGAAGUCUUUAAGCUGCUCUAGGGUCAAAAGUUGUACACCAUCUUUAACUACCACUGCAGUGUUCUAUGGUCAAUGAACAUCUUAUGGAGUGAUUUGUUAAAAAAAAUAUGAAAAAGUAAAGCUAGAAAAAAAAACAACUGUGGAUCCAUACCCAACAGGAUCCUUGGAUGUCACUCUUCAGAAUACAUUGUGAGAGUUUUCAGGAAAUAAUUUUUUGUAAUAAACAAGGAGAGGAGUGAACAGAGUUAUGAUCCCAUAGUUAAAAUCUGGAUAAAUCGUUGAGUUCACUAAUCGUUUAAUACCUUCAAAUGAUAAAGGGCAGAGUUAAUGUCAACUCAUCCUCAGUUAUAAAACUAAAUGUGGUGUGAGUGAAUGAAAAAUUGAUCAAGUUCAAAAGCAUAUAAAUAUAGAAGUCAAACUGGAGGUUUGAAUUUUGUAUGAUGGAAUAGUUAUUAAAAUAAACAAAUGCAAAUAAUUUUCAAUGGGUGAUCCUCAUGAACCUUAAAAAUGAAUUUAUUUUUUUUAAAAAUUAGAGUGAAUCAAUGAAAUAUCACAGACAAAAAAUAUUUCAGCUAGACCUUCCCCAACAUAUGUAAAACAUGUUUGUACAUUACGGUAAUGUUUCAAUAAUUAUAUUUUCAUAAUUUCUUCAGUAUCAGUAUCAAAGGCCAAUAAUAUAACAUUAGCAGUUUAUUUGAGAAUGAACUAUCACUAGUGAGUUAACUUUACUAUAAACAAAGUACUUAGGUGUUACAGCCAUAGAAUGACAAUGAACUCUCAAUCACAAGUGAUUUAAUAAAUUUCUCUGGAUGAAAUCUUGAAUACAUCAUUGGCAGCACUCCUGUUGGAAUUAAUGAGGCCUAGAAAUAAAACAAUAGAGUAAUAAAAAUGAUUACUAUUACCCAAACAAUUUCUUGAGGGUAAAUUAUCUCUUGAUCUUAAACAGUAACUCAGAUUUUUAACAAAAUCAGCAGUUGGUCUGGGUCUAACUACUCUGGAAACUAAAAAGAGAGUAAUUAUAUGCUUGAGAAUUAUAUUCUACCAAAUUUUAAAUGCUUAACCCAGAUUCCUACUUGCUUUCCUAAUUUCAUCAGAUGUAGCAUAGGGAAAGCAAUGUUUCUUCCAUAAUAAAUUACAAUUAGCAAGAUCACGCCAUCCCCUACAGACUUUGAAACAAUUAAUUAAAUCUCGAUAAGACAAGUAUGAUAGUAUAUGAAUGCUAAUUUCUAUAGGAACUUCGCUCACUAUAUCCAUCAUUCAACACUUAAAAACAGGGAAGUCAAUGGCAUUUUAAAAAUAGUAAUUAAUAAAGACAGAACAAAUGAAGUGAGAAACGUCCUAUACUUAUAACCACCGGAAAACCUACGAAGUAAACGUAAACAAAUCAGUAAACAGUCUUUUUCUGAUUUGUUUUUACUUGCCAGUUCUUCUAUUAUUGCUAUUUAAGGUGGAAUGGUAUUUUUUUUUUCUUGUUUUUAUGCAAUUGUUAAAUGUAAUUACUGUAACUUCACUUGAGAGAAAAUUAAAAAAAACUAGUUCGAAAAUUCCAGGAAAUUUUGACAAAAGAAGACAUAACCUUCGUUUUUCAAGAGUUUAAUGGAAGGUAACUUUGACAGUGUACAUUCAAAAUGGUCGUGAAUAAGACAUUAGAUGUCCGGUGGAUUAAAAGAUACCGCUUAUUUUGCUUAGGUGGUUCAGUUAUAUUAAUAAUUCAAGUAUUUCUUGCUUAUAUAUUCCUUGCGUUUGAUUCGAGCUAUGAAAAACCUACUCAAGAGUACUUGUCUGGCAAAGGAAGAUUAAAUGUGGAGGUACUGGAAGAUCAUAAUUCCGUGGAAUCUUCUCGGAAAUUUCGUGAUCAUUAUCUUGGACAAGAUGAUGAUGAUGAAGAAGGGCUUGGGAACAGUAAUGCUAUAUACCCAAAAGUCAAACUCCCCCCUGAUAAAUUGGAAUCUAUACAUAAAUUUAAGCAAGUGCCUAGCAAAUCUAAUAAUAAAAUAAUUGAAGGGAACAAGACUGUACUCCGUGUGGAGGAGCUAGACUUUAUACCACUGUGUGAAAUUAAAAGCAAAGAAGCAAUAUCAGCCAUCCAUAGGGCUAGAACUCAGCAUUGCAAGCAAACCAUUGCAAACAUUUCGUGCCUUAUUUCAAGCAGCAAUCUUUACCCAGAUAAAUUACCUCACACAUGUCCAUCAUUAGGUUUAGAAACUGGCAAAGCAAUGGGAUGUUAUCAGGAUGAUAAGGCAUUAAGACUUUUAACUGGAUUUUACCAGAAUUUGAAGACAACUAACUCACCACAUACAUGUUUAGACAUAUGCACAAAAGGUGGUUUUCCUUAUGCUGGUGUCCAAUAUGGAACUGAAUGUUUUUGUGGUGUUUCUGAACCUCCUUCAUCUGCUAGACUGCCUGAUUCUUCUUGUAACAUGAAAUGUCCUCUUGAUCCGAAGCAGCCCUGUGGUGGAUUUUAUACUGUUAAUAUUUAUCAAACUGGCAUAGCAAAACUUUCAAAAGAGACGGCUGAGUUAGUUAGCUCAUCACCGUCUGAUGUACCUAGAGCCAGGGUUCUUUAUCUGUUGACUCUUAAUGGCAGGUCUAUACGUCAAGUGAAAAGACUCAUAAAGGUGUUAUAUAAUGUCUCCAACUACUUUUAUAUUCACGUUGAUGCAAGACAAGAUUAUUUGAUGAGGCAAUUGGUAGAAGUGGAAAAGAAACUAAAAAAUGUUCGAUUAUCAAGAAAUAGAAAUGCAUCUAUUUGGGGCGGUGCUUCACUGCUUACUGUACUUCUUCGAGCCAUGAUUGAACUUAUACCCGAUAAGACCUGGAAAUGGGAUUAUGUUAUCAAUCUGUCAGAAAGUGACUUUCCUGUCAAGACUAAUGAUGAGUUAGUUGACUUCUUAACUGUUCAUAGAAAACGAAAUUUCGUUAAGUCUCAUGGUAGAGAGGUUCAACGAUUUAUACAAAAGCAAGGUCUUGAUAAGACAUUUGUUGAAUGUGAUGCUCAUAUGUGGCGUAUUGGUGACCGCAAUUUACCUUCAGGCAUUGUUAUUGAUGGUGGGAGUGAUUGGUUUGCUCUAUCAAGGCCUUUUGUCGAAUAUCUAGUGACUUACGAAAAAGAUCCUCUACUCCAAGGGCUUGUUACAUUUUUUAAAUAUACUCUCCUCCCAGCAGAGAGUUUCUUUCAUACUGCUCUACGAAAUUCUCCAUUUUGUCGGACAUAUGUUGAUAAUAACCUUCACGUGACUAAUUGGCGUCGCCAUCUUGGUUGUAAAUGUCAAUAUAAGCAUAUUGUUGAUUGGUGUGGUUGUUCACCGAAUAACUUUCGUCUUGAAGAUUGGGGUAGACUUCAGAGUACUAAGUUAAAACCUGUGUUCUUUGCUCGGAAAUUUGAACCUGCUGUAGAUCAAAGUAUUAUCAAUCAAGUUGAGGCCUGGUUGUAUGGACCUUUUCCCUCAAACGUCACAGCAAUGGAGAGCUAUUGGCAUUCUACUUAUUCCUCUUUGGACCUUGAGCCUCGACCAGAUGAUGCAUUGAUUAGUACUGCACUUAGUCUUACACGGGCUACUUCUAGAAGGAAAUUGAAUUGCAGUUUUUCUUCCACGAACAAAAUAUUAGAGAUUACAUCAUAUUAUCGUUACGAUGCUUAUGUCGGCUCUUUGAUACUUUAUAACAUAACAGCAAAAGACAACCUGGAUUCAAUUGUUCUGGAAACGUGGGUACGGCCUGUUGGACACUACACUGUUUUAGAAACAAUGACUUCGCUUUCAGCUCUCAAAAGAAUAGAAGUAAGCAGUGACUAUGACCAGAAGGAAUCUGUUGCUCGAAAUUGGUUACGGACUCUAGGUCCGUUUUCAGAACCAGUUGCAAUUUACUAUCUGGAACAACCUAUAUCUGGUUAUAACUUGACUUUACUUUGGAUAGAUCCAAUUGGUGCUUUAGCUGAUGUUUCUUAUCUGUCAAUCUCAGGUGAUAGCCUAACAGGGUUUGUAAAAAGCUCAUUGAAGGCACCAUUAUUUCCCGGUAUUUGGACUUUGAGGAUAAUACAUGGAGGUAAAGCACAUUCUGAAACUUCUUUCCUUGUGACACCUCUUGAACUGCUGAAUGGGUCUCCUUUAACCCAGAGGGAGGCUGGUUUUAUGCACCGGGGUCCUUCUGAAAGAUAUCCAAAGAGAGCUGAAGACUGGGGCAUUCGAGGUGGUGGUAAUGCCUUAGAAAGGAGAGCUCUUUCCAAUGCCAGAAGAACUGGUAAAGAUCUGCAACAGUGGAUUGACUCCCUUUCUAGUCGGUUUUAUGAAAUUGUUGAGAGCUGUGUUGUCAAAAAAAGGAAGUGGUGUGACCUUCCUGUGUGUGAAAACACCAACUGGAGUUCACUUUCACCCGAUCCAAAAUCAGAAUUAACUACGGUGGAUGAUGUUUCUGGCAGAAUGAAAAGAUGGUGAUAUGUCUAGGAAGAAGACAGAAAACAUUGUGAUAUUUAAUGCUACACCUGACAAUACCAUAUUAUUCUUAAUUUGUCAUUCUGAAACAUUUUCAAGCCAUAUCAAUGGAAUUUUAAAAUUUUAAUUGAUUUAAAAUUGUAUUUAUAUUUUUAUGUACCUUAUCAAUUAAAUUUAUUUUUAAUUUAUUAUGUUUUCUUAUCGGGAACUUUAAUUUUAUUUCCAUUUAGGAA